CUACAACUACAACUAUCAUAGCAUCGCAAACUAAGCUCAAAGCAAAUGUUUUGAUACAAUUGUAAGAUUAUUAAUUUGAAAUUUUAUCAAUAAAAAUUGUUACAGUUGAAAGUUUUUUAAAAUUAUUUUUGUAAUUUAUGAUUUAAUCAUAAAAAUUCUAAUUCUUUAGCACAAUGAGCAUUCGUAGUGUACUACUUUUUGCUAAAGUCAUUACAUCUGACCUGCGUGAUGUAAUGAAAGUUUCUAUAAGUAAAUAUGUCAUGGAUGAAAGAUUAACAAUGUAUUUUAAGGAAUCUUCCCAGCACUAUGUUAUUGAUACAACUAACAAAUGUAAAGAAGGAGACUAUGUUUUAAUAAGAGAAUUACCGGAGAAGAAAGGAGAAAUUACUCAUGCAAUUGAGAAGAUAAUAUAUGAGAGAGGAAAUCUUAUUGAUCCUUUAACUGGUAAAAAGUGUGCUGGACACGAAUAUAUUGAUGAUAUAAAGAGGAUAUCAGAGUUAUUCGGGAAGAAACCUUCUUAUUUAGAAUGAACCUUGCUUGUUUCUGCAUUUUGUACAUAGAAUUAGCUCAUAAAUUUUCAUAAACAUUU
Messenger RNA from Parasteatoda tepidariorum (common house spider), 589 nucleotides. RefSeq names its product mitochondrial ribosomal protein S17 (gene mRpS17). Gene Ontology annotation, molecular function: structural constituent of ribosome. Gene Ontology annotation, cellular component: mitochondrial small ribosomal subunit. Gene Ontology annotation, biological process: mitochondrial translation. The record is from RefSeq and is a predicted model, not a curated record. NCBI's taxonomy places the organism in Eukaryota, Metazoa, Arthropoda, Arachnida, Araneae, Theridiidae.